AUGAUGGUCGACUGUGUUAAUACUGAUGAACCAAUUUCAAAUCGUCGAUCGAAACGAGCAUCUCGUUCAUCAAUAUUAAAGCCACAACCAAGUAUAGAACAACCCAAAGAAAUUGAAUCGUUAGUCGAGGAUAUUGAAGUUGAUGAAGAAGAUCCACCUGAAUUAUUUCAAUUAGGCGAUAUUCUUUGGGUUCAUAUAACUGGAAGUCCAUGGUGGCCUGCACUUAUCUAUGGUUCAUAUUAUGAAGAUAAUCUACAUACAAAAGUAGUUAAAACUGCUCAUCGACCUAAGAAACGCCUAUAUUUUGUUUAUUUUUUUGGUCCUGCUUUUGAAUAUACAUGGGCACAUCCUCAUCAUUUGAUGGCUUAUUCUGGUCUCGAUGAUUUCAUUCAACAAGCUGAAUCAUCUGUACAAAAUGCACCAAAGAAAUUUAUGCAAGAAAUGUUGGCAAAUCGAUUUCUACUUAAAGUAGCUGCAAAUAAACGUCCUCAUUGGGAUCAAGCAAUUCAAGAAGCUGAUGCAGCAUUAAAAUUAACACGACAACAACGCGUAGAAAAUUUUACUGAAUUGUUAAAAACUAUUCUUCAGAAAGCAGAAAAGAAUACUUCAUCGAAACGAAGACGUUCUUCUAUUACAACACGUGAAUCGAGAAAAACAUCAUCACCAACGUCAGAUAAAUCUUCGACUCGUUCAUCAGUAAAAAGACAAAAAACAAAGUCAACGCCUGUGUCAACAACAUUAUUGCACGUUGGUUUACCUACAUUAACUAAACGUGAAGAAAAACGCAUAGUAAACAAUCUUCUUGAACAUCCAAACCAUGAACAAUUAACACUUCGUGAAGCACAAUCUUUUGUUUGUCAAUUAGUUACUGAAAUAAUAAAAGAAAAUUCUCAUUAUAAUAUGUCAUGUGUACAAAUCGAAUGGUUCUAUGAUUUUCUUCUGAAUCACCCAGAAAUCGUUUCUAAAUAUUCGAAUUGGUUUAAUGAAGAUAUCAAGCAUGUACAAGACGAUACAAUUUAUUUGAAACAAUGCCAAUUAAAAAAUAUGAUUCAAAAUGAAAAGAAAUAA
This is a messenger RNA of Rotaria socialis, 1068 nucleotides long. Lineage: Eukaryota; Metazoa; Rotifera; Eurotatoria; Philodinida; Philodinidae. The record is from the annotation of a GenBank genome assembly.